Molecule: messenger RNA, 615 nt
Organism: Orussus abietinus
Lineage: Eukaryota; Metazoa; Arthropoda; Insecta; Hymenoptera; Orussidae
Gene: Rps14
Product: 40S ribosomal protein S14a
Exons: 4
Coding region: 102-557 (151 amino acids)
Biological process (GO): maturation of SSU-rRNA from tricistronic rRNA transcript (SSU-rRNA, 5.8S rRNA, LSU-rRNA); ribosomal small subunit assembly; translation
Cellular component (GO): cytosolic small ribosomal subunit; ribosome
Molecular function (GO): structural constituent of ribosome; small ribosomal subunit rRNA binding; mRNA 5'-UTR binding
Source: RefSeq, a predicted model, not a curated record
AAUAAUCGAAAGCACGUUUCUGAUUUCGCGCGCCGGAAGCCCUGUCUCUUCGAGCUUCCUGUAUCAGGUGGGCUGCAGACAACGCUGUUCAGUGCACAAAAAUGGCGCCUAAGAGAGGAAAGGUUCAGAAGGAAGAAGUGCAACUCUCCCUCGGGCCUCAAGUUCGAGAAGGAGAAUUCGUUUUUGGCGUCGCCCACAUUUUCGCCAGUUUCAACGACACAUUUGUUCAUGUAACCGAUUUGUCUGGCAGAGAAACUAUUGCUCGUGUCACCGGAGGAAUGAAAGUAAAAGCUGAUCGUGAUGAGGCAUCACCUUAUGCUGCUAUGUUGGCAGCACAGGAUGUCGCAGAAAAAUGCAAAUCGCUUGGUAUUUCUGCAUUGCACAUUAAACUCAGAGCAACCGGCGGUAACAAGACGAAAACUCCUGGACCAGGUGCUCAGUCUGCAUUGAGAGCUCUUGCUCGAUCUAACAUGAGGAUCGGUCGUAUCGAGGAUGUCACGCCGAUUCCUUCUGACUCUACACGCCGAAAGGGAGGCCGUCGUGGUCGCAGGCUUUAAAGGACUUACUGUACUAUGUAUGGUUUGCUAUCUUAUUACAAUAAAUUUAUAAAAUUAA